Messenger RNA from Folsomia candida, 724 nucleotides. RefSeq lists its product as uncharacterized. The transcript has 6 exons. Bases 1 to 717 code for a protein of 238 amino acids. NCBI's taxonomy places the organism in Eukaryota, Metazoa, Arthropoda, Collembola, Entomobryomorpha, Isotomidae. The record is from RefSeq and is a predicted model, not a curated record.
AUGCUUAUUAUUGGUUAUCUAACUCUGGCUGAAAUCACAAAUAGAUUAAAGUUUCCGUUCCCCAAAAAUUAUCACGAUCAGGCCGGUGUCCUGGACGAGGUAGAGAUCAAAGUGGAAAACGACGCCGCAUUGGGUACCGACCCUUUGGGAGACGUGGAGCAAUUUUUGACCAAACACAGUGACAAAUUUAGUACCGCUUGUGACCCCGAGAGGAUCUCAUUCUUACAAAAAUCUGACCACGAGACUGUAAUAAAAUCACGACGAAAACGGAGACGCGACGAUUCUCCGCCUCCGCCACCAAGUGACCUUAAACUGAAUCGUAUUCCUGAACCUCGAACGUACUCUAGAAAACGUACAAAACCCACAAAUCACGAUAUCGCUUCGUCCUCCUCCACGUCCAUCGUGCGAGAAAACGAAGUCGUGGACGAGGUAUUUGAGGUCAAGGUUGAAGAUCCCGACGAACUUGACAAUAACAACGAAGAAAUUUUCUGGCAAUCAAAAACACCUCAGGAAUCGCCCCCUCCGGAAGUAAAAACCCAAGGUAGAAGGCCUAAGGUCAUUCUUACUGAAGAUCUGAUCGCUUUUCCAACGAAAACCGUUCGUGCCGCGAUCGAGCUGUUUCCGUCACGAGUUAUGUCUUGCGUACAAGCCCAUGGACGAAAUCUUGAAAAAGAAGUCAUGAUUUCUAAACAAUAUAAAUACUUUGUAAAUCCGUAAAAAUUUC